UUAAAGAGCGUCUUUAACUAUCACAACACGAGUACACGUUGGUUUACCCUGUCGCAUUUGAAUUCUGGGGAAAAGGUUCUUUCUUUAAUUAUUUAUUAAUUCAAUUGUGUGUUGAUAUUAUUUAGUCUGUAAUACAAACACGGCCUGGCGGCAAGAAACUGUCAGUCGAUUGACAGAAAUUAAAUUGGGAUUAAAAUGGUCAUCAGGGUUUACAUCGCCUCAUCCAGUGGAUCUCUCGCGGUAAAAAAGCAUCAGCAGGCGGUGGUGGGCUUCCUGGAAGCAAAUCGAAUCAACUUCCAGGAAGUAGACAUCACCAUGCAGGAGGAACAGAGACUUUGGAUGUACCGCAACAUCCCCAAGGAUAAGCAACCAGAGAGGGGCAACCCACUUCCUCCACAGAUCUUCAAUGAGGAUCAUUACUGCGGUGACUAUGAAGACUUUUUUCAGUCAAAGGAGAACAACACAGUGUCUGAAUUCCUUAGACUCACUUGUCAUCAGACAAAAACAGAUUCAGCCUCUUAGAUCAAGUGGAUAAUUUGUAUUUGCCUGGAAACCUCAAAACCCCUAUCACUUUCUGUUCCUUAUUCUUUGGACAACUUCAGCAUUUUUUCUACCCAUUUUUGCUCGCUGAUGCUGCCAGGACCUUUUCUGAAUUCACUUAUUUUUCUCAAGUGUUUUGCUUUAAAGACUGAAACUAAGGAGGAUCCCCUUCACGGUGGCGGUUGCCUAUAAACACUGACAAACGCUGUGACCAUAAACACUUGCUUUCUGCACACAGUUUGUAGAAAAUAUGAAAAAAAGCUUGUUGCAGCAGCUUUUUUGCUUCACUGCCCUUUAGAUGCUGAUAAAUAAGUGGUGGGAGAUAUAAUUGGGUGCAGCGCAUCACGCCUGAUUACACAAUUGCUUGUUUGCAUUCAGUUUCCACCAUGAUUGUUAGGUUUCUGAGGAUUCACCUCAGUUUGCGGUUUUGAUGGUAGCUGUUGGGCAAAAGACCACCUGACAAAAUGAAAGGAGCCGAUACUUUUGCCAUUAUGCUUGACUGCAAAACUAUAAAUCUAACACUAAGAAUCAAUUAUGAACAGAAUUGCCAGCUUUCACCCUUAAUUUGCAGCAAAAAGCAGUCUGACAGUAUGUAUUUUUCAAUGCAGAAACAGUUUUAGCUUCACCAAAACGAACUGCAUAAACUUGACCUACAGUUUCUGUUUAUCACAUGAUUUUCUGUGAUGGAAUGCCAGGCUUUUUAUUAAAGAAUUAGUUACCAUCUGGAUCAGAGGCUACAGCUCAUUCCAUGGUGCUGUUAUAUGUUUCAUCUGUACUGAAAAUUCAUUUUUUCUGUUUUGCCAAAUAUAAAAAAUGAUCACAUGACAAAGAUAUGCGCUGGCUGCCAUGUUUAGAUUCUAGAAGAACAAAAAAGCAGGUGUAAGUUCUUUGAACUUCUUAGUUUUCUUUAUUCCAAUGUGAACGUUAUUGCUAUUUUUGCUCAUUUGACUUCUUCAUUGUUGUUCGGCUAAGAGAACAUUUUAUUUUAAGCAUUUUGCUUGUAAACCUUAAACAACAAUGGAUUUUUUUUAAUACUUUUUUUUUUAAAUCAAGUUUUUGUUUUAUACAUUUUUCUUUUUUGUUGUAAAAGACUUGUGAAAAUUGCAAUAUGUGUCAUAUCUCUGUAUUAGUCUAUUUUGUGUUGUUUUGACCAAUGAGAAACAUGUUCGGAAUACCCAUUGUAAUCAAAGCAACGUUUGACAAGGACUGUCUAGUGAUUCAUUAAAAAUAACUGGUUUGGUGAGGAGCAAAAGAGAACCACCAAAUAAAAAGGUACUGAAGUAUAUUUUUCAUAAUAAACUUAUUCCAAAGCUAAA
Oryzias latipes (Japanese medaka) is the source of this 1856-nucleotide messenger RNA. It is a transcript of the gene sh3bgrl2, whose product is annotated as SH3 domain binding glutamate-rich protein like 2. Gene Ontology annotation, cellular component: cytoplasm. NCBI's taxonomy places the organism in Eukaryota, Metazoa, Chordata, Actinopteri, Beloniformes, Adrianichthyidae. The record is from RefSeq and is a predicted model, not a curated record.